Dendrobium catenatum is the source of this 1123-nucleotide messenger RNA. RefSeq names its product fasciclin-like arabinogalactan protein 7. The transcript is spliced from 2 exons. Bases 189 to 968 code for a protein of 259 amino acids. The record is from RefSeq and is a predicted model, not a curated record. Lineage: Eukaryota; Viridiplantae; Streptophyta; Magnoliopsida; Asparagales; Orchidaceae.
CCAGUUGCCACCUAUCAAUACAGAGCGAGAGAGGCAGAGAGCUGUCGAGAUCACAGGCCUCUCGUCGUUCUCUUUAAACACCAAGCUUCUUCCCCUCUCAUUGGCAUCCUCUGGCUCACAUUGAGUUCCGUUCCCAGGAAUAAAGGAAAUUUGAUCACCAGAGAGAAACAAGGAAGAUUGUGAGGGAAAUGGCUCUGACCACUGUGUUUGUAAUCAGUAGCAUACUUACCAUAUGCAUCUCUCAAAUUACAGCUCAAUCCCCGCCAUCGCCGCUGCUCCCUCCCUCCCCCUCUCCUGCCCCAGCUCCAGCUCCUAACCAUGUGAAUCUCACUAAUCUCCUCUCUUUCGCCGGCCCCUUCCAUACUUUCCUCAAUCUCCUCAUUCAAACCAAUGUCAUACAAACCUUUCAAAACCAAGCCAACAACUCUGAUCAAGGCAUCACCAUCUUUGUCCCAAAUGACUCAGCCUUCUCCAAACUCGAAAAGCCUUCUCUCUCAAACCUCACCAAGAAACAGCUUAAGUCUCUUCUCCUCUACCAUGCAUUCCCAAAAUUCUAUUCCCUCUCAGACUUCAAUAACCUGAGUACCCAUAACCCGGUGAGCACAUUUGCAGGUCGGCAAUACACUCUGAACAUUACAGAUACAAAUGGGCUUAUCCAUGUCGGUUCGGACUGGUCCAACCCCAAGAUCAGCAGCAGUGUCUACUCUACUGAUCCUGCUGCUGUUUACGAAGUGAAUAGCGUUCUUCUUCCGAAGGCCAUUGUUACUACAGCUCCAGCUCUCACACCAGCUCCAGCUCCAGCUCCUGAUCUCACCCCAUCUUCGGACUUGUCACCAGCAGGCCAAAAGGGAAGCGGAGCUGCUCCAAAAUCCUCAGAAUCAGGAAACACUAAUUCUUCUUCGCGUAAUAUUGCUGCAGGUGCGGUGGUCCGUUUGUUUGCAGUAGUGUUGGGUGCCAUUUUGCUUUGAGCUUUAGUUUCAUGGAAUAUAUAUUUUGGUAGGAAAUAGCUUAGUUGAUGGAAGUGAGGGUUUUGUAUGUUGAAUAUGAUGAAGCUUAUGUUAGUUUCUUUCUUCUUUUUAACAUUGGAAUCGCAUGGAGAAGCACUCUUGUUAAAUGGCUUUUA